Exophiala oligosperma is the source of this 1818-nucleotide messenger RNA. RefSeq lists its product as uncharacterized. Gene Ontology annotation, molecular function: aldehyde dehydrogenase (NAD+) activity. Lineage: Eukaryota; Fungi; Ascomycota; Eurotiomycetes; Chaetothyriales; Herpotrichiellaceae. Gene Ontology annotation, biological process: aldehyde metabolic process. Gene Ontology annotation, cellular component: cytoplasm. The transcript has 2 exons. The record is from RefSeq and is a predicted model, not a curated record. The coding region runs from base 131 to 1735 and encodes 534 amino acids.
CACCUCCUCUUUCCCAACGCCGUCCGUCGCCCCUCUCAUCUCGAAUGCCUUGCCCAUAACUACAGGCUCUCCCGGUGGAAUCUAGUUAUCUACACGAACACCUUUCCUACACUCCAGGAUCGAUCACAAGAUGGAGUCUAUGAAGCUGCCAGUAUUCAAGACCACGCCGGUCGACGACAUUCCUACGAUUGUCUCACGCCUGCGCAAUACGUUCUACUCUCAAAAGACUCGUCCUGCAGAAUUCAGGGUCAAACAACUCCGCAAGUUGUACUGGGCGAUCGAUGAUCACAAAGAAGAGUUGGUGGAGGCAUGUCGCCGCGAUAUGAACAAAGGCUAUUUCGAAGCCAUGGCUGGAGAAGUUAACUGGGUACAAAAUGAUAUCGUUUUCCAGACCCAGAACCUAGAGAAAUGGAUGAAGGAUGAAAAGCCAGCCGACAUUGCUCUCACCAACCGGUUGGUGAGCCCUAGGAUACGCAAGGACCCAUUGGGUGUCGUUCUGGUCAUCGGUGCCUUCAACUUUCCCGUGAACCUAUCCUUUGGACCCAUGGUCGGUGCCAUCUCUGCGGGAAACACUGUGCUCUUGAAGCCAUCUGAGAGCUCUCCCAAUUCUGCUGCUGUUAUGCAAAAGAUCAUGGAAGAAUCUCUCGAUCCGGACUGCUAUGCAUGCGUCCAAGGUGCUAUUCCCGAGACUUCGGCAUUACUGGAGCAGAAAUGGGACAAAAUUUUCUUCACUGGGUCUUCAAGAACUGCUAGAAUCAUUGCCCAGGCAGCGGCGAAGAAUCUCACCCCCAUUGCCUUGGAACUCGGAGGCAAGAAUCCAGCAUUUGUAACUAAGAAGGCAGAUGCACGCUUGGCCGCUCGGAGGUUACUGUGGGCGAAGACUAUGAAUGCAGGCCAGCUCUGCAUCAGCCAGAACUACAUUUUGGUCGACAAAGAUGUCGCCCCAUCUCUCGUUGAGGAGCUCAAGGUUGCUAUGAAGGAAUUCUUCCCAGAUGGUGCCAAAAAGAGCAAAGACUUCUCACGAAUCAUCAACACUGCUGCCUUCAACCGUAUCAAGAAGAUGGUAGACAACACAUCUGGCAAAAUAGUCAUCGGCGGAACUAUGGAUGCCGAAGAACUCUUCAUCGAGCCAACUGUGGUGCUAGUGGAUGAUCCGAAAGACUCUCUCAUUGUAGAGGAGUCCUUCGGGCCUCUCAUUCCUAUACUGCCCGUGGACAACUUGGACCAAGCCCUUCAGAUCGCAAAUGAAACUCAUGCAACGCCGCUAGGUGUCUACGCAUUUGGAUCGAAGGAGGAGACCAAGAAAAUCCUGGAUGGGACUCGCUCGGGAGGUGCCAGCAUCAACGACGGAAUUUUCCAUGGUAUCGUUCCCAACCUUGCUUUUGGCGGUGUAGGUGAUUCUGGUACUGGAGCAUACCGUGGCAAGGCAUCGUUUGACUGCUUUACUCAUCAACGGUCGAUCACCACCACGCCAGGAUGGAUGGAGAAAUUGUUAGCGGUGAGAUACCCGCCCUUCUACGGCACCGACAAGCUGAAGCAAUUCAACAAAAUGGGCUUCCUGACGCCCGACUUUGAUCGAAACGGGGACAAGAAGGUGGGCUGGCUCUGGUGGCUACUUACAUUGGGUACUGCCAGCGCAUCGAAAGGUGCGUCAAGGGCUGCAUUAGUAGCCGGUCUCUAUGUUGCAAUUACCAUGCUGAUGCAGCGUAGGGCAUUGAGGCCUGGUCUGGCAUGAAGACUAAGUAAUUUUCUGUAGUUGAAGUCGAAUUUAGCAAGCGGUGACAAUAAUGAACCUCCUACUCGUACGUAGAUAAUUUC